Messenger RNA from Sarcophilus harrisii (Tasmanian devil), 3768 nucleotides. RefSeq names its product high affinity choline transporter 1-like. The record is from RefSeq and is a predicted model, not a curated record. Gene Ontology annotation, cellular component: plasma membrane; axon; dendrite. Gene Ontology annotation, biological process: neuromuscular synaptic transmission; transmembrane transport; acetylcholine biosynthetic process. Lineage: Eukaryota; Metazoa; Chordata; Mammalia; Dasyuromorphia; Dasyuridae. Gene Ontology annotation, molecular function: choline:sodium symporter activity.
CUGAAUCCAAAAUUGAACUCAAGACAAUUAGUUUUCCUAACUUCAGGCCCAACAUUCUCUCCAAUGGCAUUAUUAGCUGUUCAAUGCCUUUGGUAGUAUGAUGAAAUCUAUUGACUCUUUCUUUAAAGAGUCUUUAAAUAAAAUAAGAGCCUUUAAAUUGAAGAGACUUUAAAUAAUGUAUUUGAAGGCAUAAAACAAGAUAUAUAGGCAUAAAAAGUAAACCAACUAUAUUUAAAAUAAUUAUCAACAAUUGUUUUAAGUUACUGAUUUCAGAUCAGUUCUUGGAUCUAAAACAUGCAAUCAUACACCUUUGUAAAUUAAUCUAAGAUUUUCAAAGCACUUUCCCCAUAAAAACUCUGUUAGGUAAAUAGUAUGAAUCCUGUAUUUAUAUUCCUAUAUUAUAAUUGAGAACAAUGAGACUUAGCUAGAUUAAAUGGCUUCAUCAUAGCUUCACAAUUAUUAAGUGUCAGAGUUAAAAUAUGAACCCAGAUUUUCUAACCAGAUGUUAUUAAACUACCCAUAAUUGAUGAUUGCCUGUUUUUCUUGCAUGAUUAGGUUCAAAAAUCUGGUGAUGGAAGGUUAUCUAGAGAUCACCUGGUCUAACUCCCUCAUUUCAUAGUUGAGAAGUGAGACACAAUAAGAUUAAAUAAUUUUUAUAAAAGUCUCAGUCUUAGAAAUAGGAAAUGUCAAUUAAUUUAUUGAAUUAUUAAUUAAUUUAUUGUGACCUGAGUGAAAAGGGGGGAAAAUCUCCUGAGGAACUCAUGGUUCAGGUGCCCACCCUUGCAUUCUACCUAUAAAUUCAUUGCACUCAGUUUGCUCAGGAGUAAGAAUAACUAUAAAUGGCUAAAAACCUCAGUCUUAGUGCUCACUGUUUAUCACUCAAAAAAUAGGUCUUCUAAAUGGCCCUUUGGGUCAAGAAGGGACAGCACACUUGGGUUUUUGUAUACUCUGAGUGAGAGACCAAGACAGAAACAGACAGAGAAUAAUGUUUCAAUUAUACUUCAAUAAGGCAAAGAGAGAAUAUAGACAUGGGAUGGUAGUUGAAGCUAGGCAGCACUAGGAAGAGAAUGAACAAGGGGAGAGGAAGGGAAAGAGAGAGUAUCUACAUAACCACAGAUUGAAAUUGGGAGGAUUUGAAUAGCAUAGAGUUUUACAAAGGAUUCUUACUCCAAAGUCAAAGGUUCAUUGCCUUUUUGUUUUGUUUUAUUUUGAGACCCUUUAGGUUUUUUCUUCAAUGAUUCAUUCUAAUGCUUUCAUUUUUCUGAUACUCGUGAAUGCUUUUUAUACUUAUAAGGAGGUUAUGGAGCAGGCGUGUGCUUCUAGACAAAUGUUUCAAUAAUCAAUUCUCUGGGAGAAAAUGUACUUUUUAAAAUAUAUUCUCCAUUACUUUCUUAAAUCUAAUCAACAAAAUAACAAAUUAGCUCUUUUGCUGAUUGUUUGAGUUAUAAAUACUCACAAUGAAAAUUUAAGUCUACUCUCCUGAACCAAAAUAACUAAAAAUACAGUCAUUCCAACAUAUGCCUGGUAUGCAAGUAAGAGGUACAUAUAAUCUAUGGUUUGAAGUCAUCUGAGAAAUCAUCAUAUUCAACAUAUGCCACUUUGUGUGGUACAGCAAGUCCUAACUCAAAAUGACUACUCAGAGAUUUCUCAAAGAGAACAGUAGCUUUAUUAGAAUCUUGGGAAAAGCAGCCGCUCCACUCACUGCCUUGGGUGCAACCAUCAGUGUGAUUAUUGAUAUCAAUAUAAACCUUUCAGUUAUUGUUUCUGCCUUGAUUGCAAUUCUGUAUACCCUGGUGGGUGGACUCUACUCAGUUGCCUACACUGGUGUUGUCCAACUCUUCUGCAUUUUCUUGGGACUGUGGAUCAGCAUACCUUUUGCGAUGUCACAUCAUGCUGUUGCAGACAUUAGAUUUACUGCUGUGCAUGAACUUUUCCAGGAACCUUGGUUAGGAUCUCUUAAAUCAAAUGAAGUAUACACUUGGAUUGAUAAUUUUCUUUUACUGAUGUUGGGAGGGAUUCCAUGGCAAACCUAUUUUCAAAGAGUUCUGUCAUCAUCUUCAGCAACCUAUGCUCAGAUUCUAUCCUUUUUGGCAGCUUUUGGGUGUCUACUGAUUGCCUUCCCUGCAAUCCUUAUUGGUGCAAUUGGAGCAUCAACAGAUUGGAAUAAGACUACAUAUGGUCUUCCACACCCCAUAGAAAGGGAAGAAGCAAAUAUGAUUUUACCCAUUGUGCUGCAGUAUCUCUGUCCAGUAUACAUUUCUUUCUUUGGCCUGGGUGCAGUAUCAGCUGCUGUAAUGUCAUCUGCAGAUUCUUCUAUCCUAUCAGCAAGUUCAAUGUUUGCUCGAAAUAUCUACCAACUAUCAUUCAGACAAAAUGCAUCUGAUAGGGAAAUCGUCUGGGUUAUAAGAAUCACUGUGUUUCUUUUUGGAGCAGCAGCUACUGCAAUGGCCCUGUUAACCAAAUCUGUUUAUGGACUCUGGUAUCUCAGUUCUGACCUUGUUUACAUAAUAAUCUUUCCUCACCUCUUGUGUGUGCUCUUUAUUAAGGGAACCAAUACAUAUGGUGCCUUGAUAGGAUAUGUGCUUGGUCUCAUAUUCAGAAUAACUGGAGGAGAGCCAUAUCUUUACCUGCAGCCAUUGAUCUUAUAUCCUGGUCAUUACCGUGAUGAAGAUGGCAUUUAUCGCCAGAGGUUUCCAUUUAAAACAUUUGCUAUGUCCAUCUCCUUCUUGACCAAUAUCUUUGUCUCUUACCUCGCCAAAUACCUCUUUGAAAGUGGAAUCCUGCCUUCCAGAUUAGACUUCCUUGAUGCUGGAGUUGCCAGUCACAGUGAAGAGAAUGACAAGACAAUUCUGGUCAAAAAUGAAAAUAUUAAAUUAGAUGAGCUUGCACCUGUAAAGCGUCGGCAGAGUUUGACUCUCAGCUCAACUUUUACAAAUAAAGAGGCCCUUCUUGACACUGCAUCCAGCCCAGAAGGGUCCAAUACUGAAGAUAACUUACAAUGACUCCAAUGAAAUGAAAUACUGUUUCCCUUACCAUACAGGAUAUUGCAAUCACAUAGCCAACAUAGGAUGAUAUGCAGCAUUUAAGGAAAAAGAUUAAGUAUAAGUAAUUCUUCAGGACAUUGUGUAACCAGAGUUAAAUACCACUGCACCAAUCCAAGCUACAUCAAGAGGGAUGAGUGGCAGCCUUCUGUGAAAUCAAUGUUUACAUUUGACUGCCACAUACAUUUCUAGAUAAUUUUACAAAUUUCCGGGAAUAAAAUCAUAUUCUAUUGAAAGAGAUAGCAGCAAGGGGUUUGAAGAAUGUUUUUCAAAAUGUAUGUAUUCUGCAGGGUCCGUAGGGGGAGUAGAUGUUUACAAUUAGAGAAGCAGCUGGAAGAAAAUUGAUGAUCUCAAUCAAAGUUUUGGGAGAAAAUGACCCAUUCAGAAAAAUAAGUAGCCAUUAUUUUACACUAAGCGAACAGCCUUUUUAUAUCAAAAAGGUAUAGUGAAUUAGCCACUAAAUUGUUCUUGAAAUGAUAUUUCAGAAAAUUCUAUAAUUUCUAUUCAAAAUAGAAGAUUGAAAGUCUAUUAGCUACAUAACAUAGUUGUCUUUUUUCAUUUGAGGAUUUUCACAGUAAUGGCUGCUAACCUUUUGUUCUGAGCCCAGACUCCAGAUAUAAAUUCAUGACUAUCUUUAAGAAGGUGUUUUCUCUGGGAAAAUAUUUUUACAGUCAAAGAUUCUGAUAAAGGCCUCAUUUCCAAAAUAUAUAGAGAAUUAACCCUAAUU